AUGCCGCCGGGCCGCAAUGACUUUGCCACCGCCUCGGUCCCCAACCCGCGCGGCGCCGGCGUCCUUACCGUCAUCGUCGCCAACCCCGAGGACCUGCCGGAACGGGCGCCCCGUAACAACGCCGCGACGGCCGCCUCGGCCGCCGGCGUGAGGGCUCUGAGCUCCCAGCUCGUCGCCUUUUACUUCCGUGCCCCGGCAAAGGCCUUCUUCCGCACCCGCGUCGACUACCUGGCCUAUGCGCGCACCGUCCACAACGCCCAGACCAGCCGUCUGUGGCAGGCCGUGGCCGACGACCGCUCCGCGUCGCGCCUGUCGCUCAUCCUCCGCCACUCGUGGCUCUGGAUGCGCAGCACGACGCCCGGUGUCUUGACCUCGGUCAUCAAGCAUCAGGGAUGGGGCGUCGUCCCUCGCCAGAUCCUGCCGCCCCUCGUGGCCAACGUCGGCGUCGGCGCCGUCCUGUACACGAGCUACCUCCAGAUCCUCGGCCGGCUUCAUCCUGAGAGCGCAAAAGCCAGCUUUCUCGCCGGCGGUCUCCAGAGCGUCGUGGCCGCCCCGCUCGAUGCCCUCCAGGCGCGCUACGACCACCGCGACCUUAUGCCCAGCGACGGCAGCGGCAGGCCGCGGAGCCUGUGGACCUUUGGCGCCGAGAAGCUCCGCGAGAUUGGAGUGCGCGGCAUCUUUGCCGGAUGGGCCCUGUCGUUCGCAAAGGACAGCCUGGGCAGCGCCGUCUUCUUCAGCACCUUUGAGUAUGUCAAGGCCCAGGCCUACUACCGCUUUGUGACCUGGUACUACGGUGGUCUGGGCCGCGACAUCGUCGACGUGCUUGCCAUCAAGCACCCGUCCCACCGCCAUGCCGAGGACGAGACAAUCGUCAUACGGCCGCACUACGCCAUAGAGCCCAUGUUCCUCCUCUGCGCCGGCAUCAGCGCAUCCUUCACCCAGCAGCUCCUCCUCCAUCCUCUGACGCAUUUCCAAGUCAAGCACUGGGAUCACCUCGAGGACCUCGACCAAAAGGCAGCCCGGAUGCUGCGCGCCUACUACCGCGCCUAUCAGGAGACGUGGGGGGGAUGCGCCGCCGAGGCCGCCGCCGAGGGACAGAGCCUGGGCCGCUGGCUGUACCGCGGCUUCUGGUGGAACGCCAUCCGCCAGGUGCCAAGCACCAGUGCAGGCUUGAUCAUUUUCGAGCUGAUUCGACGCAAGUAUGGGUUCGGCGCGGAAGAGGUGAGGAUCACAAAGGACGGAUAUGACAUUCUGCUCAGUUGA
Hirsutella rhossiliensis is the source of this 1263-nucleotide messenger RNA. RefSeq names its product mitochondrial carrier protein. NCBI's taxonomy places the organism in Eukaryota, Fungi, Ascomycota, Sordariomycetes, Hypocreales, Ophiocordycipitaceae. Gene Ontology annotation, molecular function: L-ornithine transmembrane transporter activity. The record is from RefSeq and is a predicted model, not a curated record. The transcript has 3 exons. Gene Ontology annotation, biological process: mitochondrial L-ornithine transmembrane transport. Bases 1 to 1263 code for a protein of 420 amino acids.